AUAUGCAGGCAUCGCCUGAACCUACAGCUGGAACAAGCUAGAACCCAUCAAUCAAAACAUCAACAGGACUCAGCUGUCAGUUUGAAGUGGAUCUUUAAGAAAGAGCCACCCCUCAUAUCAUCACCUACCCCCUGCUUCCCUUUCUUGCUCACUUUUCCCAACUUUCUCCUUGUUGCAUCCUCAGAAAGUCAUUCAUCUGCUCUACACCCCUCCCUCAGUGGUGCGCCAUCGCCCCAGUUAGCGGGCGAGGGGUGACCCACGGGACCCCCUGGUACCCGGGCACCACCGAGCCAUCCGUGGCUGGUGAGGUGGCAGGAGGGCCAGCACCAGGAAGAUGGCUGCCCUUGCCAGCUCCCUCAUUCGCCAACGCAGGGAGGUCAAGGACCCCCAGGCAAACCGGCAGAUUGCCAGCAAGCGCAAGCCCUGUCCAAAAAGCAACAAGUCGCUCUGCCAGAAGCAAAUCCUCAUAUUAAUAUCAAAGGUUCGACUAUGUGGCAGUCGAGGGAGAAAAAUAGACAAAAGGCCAGAGCCCCAGCUCAAAGGCAUCGUCACGCGGCUCUACUGCAGACACGGCUUCUACCUCCAGAUGCAGCCGGACGGCACCAUGGAAGGCACAAAGGACGAAAGCAGCUCCUUUUUGCAGUUCAACUUGAUUCCUGUGGGGCUCAGGAUAGUGGCCAUUCAGAGCACCAAGACACGACUCUACGUCGCCAUGAACAGCGAGGGCUACCUCUACACUUCGGAGAACUUCACACCGGAGUGUAAGUUUAAGGAGUGUGUCUUUGAGAACUACUACGUAACCUACUCAUCUAUCCUUUACCGGCAAACUCAAUCGGGCCGAGCCUGGUACAUUGGCAUCAAUCGGGACGGACAAGUCAUGAAGGGGAAUCGCGUAAAGAAGACCAAGGGAGCAGCACACUUCCUGCCCAAACUCAUUGAAGUUGCCAUGUACAGGGAGCCGUCUCUUCAUGACGUUGCUGAGCAGAGUCCACCAAGGAAAACGCAGAAGACCUCCAGUGACUUGCCUGCACUCCAGAAUGGCAAGAAAGACCAUCAAUCCAAACCAAAAGGCAACCUCCUAGCACUAGGAGAUACUGGUGGAUUGGAUGACAUGGGCACCAGCACACCUGAAUAGGGAGGGCUGUUUAGGCUAACCCACCCCAUCAAACUCUGCCCAUUACUGAGAACCAACGCGGUUAGGGUAACAUGUGAUGGUGGAAACCUCAAACAAACAGUUCAAGGAUUUCCACCAGGUCUAUCAAAGCUGGCCAGUGGGGAGAAGACCCCUUUACCCCUUUACCUUCAAAGACCCCUCCCCUGUCCACACCAGCCCUCCACCUUCUGAUUAAAUGACCCUGUUUGAAAAGCAGAGCCUGGGAUAUCCACAAGCAAUAAACUUCACAAGGAGAUGAACAGUCGUUUAGCAUGUUUGUAAGGAAAUAUCACAUGCCUUCUAGCUAAAACAUCAGUGACAUCUUCCACUAACUCAAAUAAUCAGUCUUCUGAGUUUCACCACCA
Molecule: messenger RNA, 1518 nt
Organism: Thalassophryne amazonica
Lineage: Eukaryota; Metazoa; Chordata; Actinopteri; Batrachoidiformes; Batrachoididae
Gene: fgf11a
Product: fibroblast growth factor 11a
Exons: 5
Coding region: 335-1135 (266 amino acids)
Biological process (GO): cell differentiation; positive regulation of gene expression; animal organ morphogenesis
Cellular component (GO): cytoplasm
Molecular function (GO): growth factor activity; fibroblast growth factor receptor binding
Source: RefSeq, a predicted model, not a curated record